AUGGGCGCGAACAAAAUCGCGCGUGCGCAUUCCCAUGCUCGCGCCCAGCAGCAGCAGCAGCAGCAGCAGCAGCAGCAGCAGCAGCAGCAGCAACAGCCGCAACAACGUCGCCAUGGCCAUCACCCUGUAGGUGGCGGAAAUAGCGGAAACGCCAACAGCACCACUACCACUGCUCCUUCCAUUAGUAACCGAGACGGACUCAUCCCCAACGGGGAUGCGACAACAACCCGACCUGGCACUACAACUACUACCAUACUCAUUGACGAUCGCGAUGACCUCGACCUCGAUGCUGCCGCCGCAGGCAACGACAGUGCUGACAACUGCCUAAACCUCACCGGCGACCGUGAAGGUCCCCGCAAACACGGGAAGCGCCUGACCACCCUUGAGGAAGUCUCGCUGUUCGAUAUCUGCAACCGCCAUGCUCACGAGUUUGGUCAGCGCAGUAACCUGUGCAAGUGGUGGAUGACGGUCACGGAGGAAUUCACGCGCGACCAGGGUCAUCCGUACUCGUGGCACUCGGUCCGACGCAAGGUGGAACUAGUGACCAAGCAACGAAUGAAGUUUCUGGACGAGCAGCGCGAGAGAGGGGGCAGUGAGAGCGAUGAUCGGUCGAAUCUCAGAUGGAGGGCUGCUGUGGAUGCGUGGAUUCCCACGUGGCAGAGGUGGGAGGAGGCUGAGGCGAGGCGGAUCGAGAAGAGGGACUCGAGGAGGCCGAGGAAGAGAAAGGACAGAGAGUGGGAAGUGUGGGUUAACGGCAACAAUGACGGGGUCAGUCCUGGCUUGGGGGCUUGGAGAGCGAUGGGGAGCGUGAGUGGCAGUGGAAGUCCGCUGGUGAACGUUGGUGGUGCUGCUGCGCAGCUUCCAACACCGUCGCAGCAAGCGCUCUCAACGCCGCCCGCCUCCACCCCCCAACACACCAAGGUCCGUCUACCCCCCGGGUUCGAUAAUAUGUUCGCCAGUCAGCCGCAGUCCCAGUACCACACCCCGACUCCAGUCCCAGCGACUAUGCUAGGCCGACCGUCUCUGGACGGGUCCCUCGCUCUACAACAACUGAACAGCGCCUCUUCAGGAGGCGAGGCGGGUAACGCAGAGUCGUCAUCAAUGAUGAGUGCCGUUCUCGAGACAUUGGGCAAACUCAACCGGCACCUCGACGCUGCCAAUUCCAGCACCACUCCAACCUCUUCCAAAAGCAAUAAAACCACUGACAGCCGCUCACGCGCUAUGUCCCAAGCCUCCUCCCUUCCGAUCCCUACUCACCUCAUCGCCACGCUCAAAGCCGAACUCCGCGAGGAGAUGCGCGAGGAGAUGCGGUCCGAGCUGGCCAAGGACCGCGCGAGUCUCGAGGAGAAGCUGGACUCGGUGCAACGGACGCAGGAGAUGAUCCUGGAGAUGUUGAGACAGGAGCCGUCUUGACGUGCUUUUCUUUUGCUUUCUCUCCAGUUUGUCUUCCCCCAUUGACUUCAUGUUCAUACCCUAUAUCCUCUUCGUUUUGUCUUCUCCUUUAUCGCGUUAUGUUUGCAUAUGAUACCCACUGGUCUAGAGCAGUGUUGUCUGUUUGGUUUGCUCGGCCAGCCUUUUUGCUACUUCAACAGUUUCCUUACAUCUUCCCCCUUUCCGCCUAUACACACUUUUAUUACCCUUCAAGAUACCUGAAAUACAUAUUUAAUUCCGCUG
Molecule: messenger RNA, 1674 nt
Organism: Aspergillus japonicus CBS 114.51
Lineage: Eukaryota; Fungi; Ascomycota; Eurotiomycetes; Eurotiales; Aspergillaceae
Exons: 2
Coding region: 1-1413 (470 amino acids)
Source: RefSeq, a predicted model, not a curated record